UCGAUUUUAUCAAGCUUAUGCGAGAGCAGUAAAUUUGGUCAGCUUGUACUCAUUUUAAUUGUAAAUAAACAUGGAAGAACUCUGCAGAGUUUGCCUGAGUAGCAGUGAACCGCUUGAGGAGAUAUUUUCCAAAUGCCAGCUGCCAAGGGAGGAACCCAGCCUGGCCGAAAUGCUAACCGAAUUCAAGCGCAAAUGUGAGAGGAGCCAUCAGCUGCUUUGGGAACGGUUCAACAAAGAUACUUGUGUUAAAAUAGAAACUAACGUAUUUUUUGGGUGUGACACAGAAUUGAAGGGCCCAAAGAUGGAGCAGCAGCUAUGCCGAACAAAUAUAGUGCAAGAAGGCACAGAUGCUAGUCAAGGCAACUAUCCUGUGCGCAACCUGACCGAAGAACCUCCCGUCCCACACAGUUGCUUGGUUGCCCCAGCCGAAUUAAGGGAUCAAGUCACGGACCACAUGCAAAACACGGAUAAAAGUACGUACGAGUGCACGCAAUGCUGGAAGAUCUUUGAUGAAAAAGGCAGCCUUAAUAGGCAUAUGCGUACUCAUAGGAACGAGUGCCCUCACUGCCUGCAAGUCUUUAGCACUCGUUCAAAUCUACGCAGGCAUAUUCGCAUUCAUACAGGCGAACGUCCUUACAAGUGUUCCUAUUGCCCGAUGGCCUUCACAGAUCAUUCAGACGCUCAGAAGCAUAUCCGCAGUCAUACGGGCGAACGUCCCUUCAAGUGUCCGCACUGCCCGAUGGACUUUAUGCAGAAGCCCCAUCUCAAUAACCACAUCAAGCGUCACGCUUCCAAAGACUAUCAUAGCUGUCAACACUGCUCAAUGAUUUUCAAAACUGUUCUCAAAAAUCACGUAUGCAAAGAGACGCUUAUUGGCUAAGAUAAAUCUAUGUAGAGCAUAGUAUCAUUAUCUCAUUAUAUGUAUAUAGACUUAACCGAUAUAUAUAUAACCCAAUUUAUAGAUUAAAUCUACUGACUGGGCGUUAGUUUGAUUCAAGUUGUAUAAAUCACGCAGAUGGUCGGAAAAGGGGUGGAUGAUUGUUAGGAAGUCUUAAAUUUAUGUUUAUAAGUAAAAAGAAAACGUGCAAAAUAUUUUUAAUGAUAUACUACUCGAAUGUUAGUUCAAUAAUCAAUUAUAGAGUUAAUAUUUAUAACUUAUUCAAGAAUUGAAUGAAAUAUAUAUCAUAGAAGAAUUAAAAGGCCUUUAAGAAAAUGGUAU
Molecule: messenger RNA, 1219 nt
Organism: Drosophila virilis
Lineage: Eukaryota; Metazoa; Arthropoda; Insecta; Diptera; Drosophilidae
Product: oocyte zinc finger protein XlCOF19
Biological process (GO): regulation of gene expression
Cellular component (GO): nucleus
Source: RefSeq, a predicted model, not a curated record